This is a messenger RNA of Fimicolochytrium jonesii, 936 nucleotides long. RefSeq lists its product as uncharacterized. The record is from RefSeq and is a predicted model, not a curated record. NCBI's taxonomy places the organism in Eukaryota, Fungi, Chytridiomycota, Chytridiomycetes, Spizellomycetales, Powellomycetaceae. Bases 118 to 828 code for a protein of 236 amino acids. Gene Ontology annotation, molecular function: acyltransferase activity, transferring groups other than amino-acyl groups. The transcript has a single exon.
CUUCGCCGCUCGGGCGUCUGGCCGUCAAAGGUAUAUAAGACCCGAUACAAAGCCCCUCCUGCUUCCCUUCUACCUACCCAACAGUUACCAGCAAGCUACGUACUUCACUCACCCAACAUGACCGCUACCGAGACUGCCGAUCCUGCCGCCGCCAUUGCCGCUCUCGUGCCUCGCCCAAGUUCGCCAAUAGUGCACGAGCCCAUUCUCACCGCACGCCUUCGCCUCCUCCCCAUCUCCUCCAAGCAUCUCGACGGUGCCGCCUUUGUCAAGUUUUUCGCCGGCCUCUACGCCAACCCCGCGAUCGGGAGCCUCGCCGGCUUCGAGCCCAGCAUCAUCACCGACGAAAAGCAAGUCAGCUGGCGGGCAAACAUGGCCGGCAGGUUCGAGAAGUUUGGAUAUGGCACGUACGCCGUGUUUGAGUUGCACGACUCGGAAUACGCUUCGCCCAUUGGAGCCCUCGAUUUCCGCUCCCUGGGCGCUUACAAGAGUAUCCCGGAUCAUCCAAAGCUUCGAAGGGAUGAAACCGAAGUUGCGUACUUCUAUGACCCAAUCGCGUGGGGUAAAGGGUAUGCGACAGAAGCUUUGCUCGGCGUCCUCGAUGACAUUUGGAUCAAGGGCGUGGAAGGUCGACUGGCGGAGGGCUUUCCCGUACUCGAGUUUGUAUCGGCUAGCGCUGUGCCAGGUCAUCCACAGAGUCACAAGAUCUUGCAGAAAUGUGGGUUGAAGCCUGUGGAAGGGACUUUGGGCUUCAAUAAGGACGAUGAGGUGUACUAUAGAGUAUAUAGAGACGAGUGGGUGCAGGGGAGGAAACAACAGCUGCAGGCGUAGUGCGAAGACGGCUCAUACAUACAUAAUCAUACAUGAAUGUUCGGCUGGUGUUAUGUAAUCGACAGCGAGAUAUUGGCAUCAGGGGACAGAACAAGGUCCGUUGCAAGC